CGUGACUCGCUGCGGAGGUGAGAGGUCAGGCGGCCAUCUUGAGUUGGGCCACGGGGGGCCCCCGUUGGGUCGUCAUGGCGUCAUUUACCGAGCCGGCCCUGGAGAAGAAACUUUCUGAGCUGAGCAACUCGCAGCAGAGCGUGCAGACGUUGUCUUUGUGGCUGAUCCAUCAUCGGAAGCACGCCGCCUCCAUAGUCGGUGUGUGGCAGCGGGAGCUCAAGAAAGCAAAGCCAAGUCGAAAGCUGACAUUCCUCUAUUUGGCCAAUGAUGUCAUUCAGAACAGUAAACGCAAGGGACCGGAGUUUACCCGUGAAUUUGAGAGCGUUCUUCUGGAUGCCUUCUCCCACGUGUCCAGUGAAGCAGACGAUGGCUGCCGGAAGCCCUUGGAGAGGCUGCUACACAUCUGGCAGGAGCGCGGCGUCUACUCCGCCGACUUCAUCCAGCCGCUCAGGCUGGCGAUCAGUGAAGAGGACAGCCCCAGGGAACCUCCAGAACUGACGUACGGAAGUGGAAAGCACGUGGACGUCAUCAGUAAAGACAGAACCUAUAAUGGGGGCGGAGGCGGAGAUCCGGCGGCAGCACAGCAGCGCACGGCGAGAGGCAGCCGGACUAAAAUGACUGAAGAGAAGGUGUCGUUGAAACGCAGUUUCCAGCAGAUCCAAGAGGAGGAAGAUGAUGAUUAUCCCGGAAGCUAUUCCCCAAGGGAUCCAUCGACUGGUCCUCUUCUGACUGAAGAUCUAAUUAAAGCACUGCAGGAUCUGGAGAAUGCCGCUUCUGGAGAUGCUGCUGUUAGGCAGAAAAUUGCAUCCCUUCCACAAGAAGUUCAGGACGUCUCCUUACUGGAGAAGAUCACGGAUAAAGAGGCAGCAGACCGUCUGUCCAAGACUGUAGAUGAGGCUUGUCUCCUACUGGCAGAGUACAACGGGCGGCUGGCGGCAGAACUGGACGAUCGGCGGCAGCUGGCACGGAUGCUGAUGGAUUACACACAGAGCCAAAAAGAGGCUCUAAGUAACAAGGAGAAGAAGCUGGAGGAAUACAAGCAAAAGUUAGCCCGUGUCACGCAGGUACGAAAAGAACUGAAGUCCCACAUACAGAGUCUACCUGACCUCUCGCUGCUCCCCAACGUCACAGGAGGGCUCGCGCCUCUUCCUUCCGCCGGUGAUCUCUUCUCCACCGAUUAGGACCAGACUCCUAUUUGGGGACACUCCUUUGUCCACCCUAAGUCUUCAGUAGUCACCAGCAUAGGAGAAGGAGUGCGGAGCAGAGACUGGAAGGUUCUCCGUCGUGUGCAAGAUGCAACGUGUUCACUGCGGCCACCAUCGUAGCAGUGCGUUAGUAAAGGCAGCCUAGUCCCCUCAUCUCCCAGAUUCCCAUGUAGUGUCUGCUGCUUGUGGACAGAGCCACGAAGACAUCUCCACCUGUGUUUUUUUUUAUAGACUUGUUUACGGAGCGUGUGCACAGAUUAUGCUUCUUUAUCAGCUUUCUCUGGCAGCUUUAUCUUUGGGGAAUGGAUUUGUGUUGUGCAGCGUGGCUAGUCCUUCUGUCAUUUGCUGCUGGACCAGAAGAAUACACAAUAUAUAGUGUCAUUUCCGAAAUCCUUGUGUCCUAAUUGUGUGGAAAGCAUUUACUGCUAACUUUACGGGGGCACAAACUGCGGACACGGGAUCCACCGCAUUCACUUCUCCUGUGGAUGAGGGGAUGAGUGUUGAUUAUGAGACCUUCAGGCUGUUCGCACACAUUAGAUUACUGGUGACUGAUCUUGAUUUGAGAUCCGCCAAUGUCCUCAUGUAUAUGAGGGGCCUCCUGACUCUCUCUUUGAUGGCAGACCAUUCUGGAUUUAACAUACCUGAUCCUUUGGUCACGGUCUUGCCUAUCACCCAGCUGGGCGUGCACGUGUUCUCAGUGAAGAGAGGCGAAUAAGCUGCCGCUGGAAACCCCUAGAAGUGGCUUAUCUCCUAUGAAAUCAAAGGAUCGGGCAUGUUGAAAUCCAGCAUGCACAAUCCAUCUUUUCCCCAACAUGCCUCCAUAUCUCUGACCUCGGAUAUUGGGGGAGAGUCAGGACACCGUCAUACCUAUAAGAUGGGUGGCUCGUUUCACGGAAUUUGGUGGGUUUGGCCUACAUUCAUCUAAUGGGUAUGGCCACCUGUUGCAGUUCGUUACAGUGUAUCAGCGUAGGUAUUAGCAAUUACACUGGAAUCUAAGGAAGGAGAGUACUGCUGGGUUUAGUUUAGGAUUACCCAGGCCAGUAGGCUCCAAGCUGUGGCUAUCCCAGCAGGGAGUUGUCUUACUUUUUAGUUUCUGAAAGUAAACUGUGUUUCUGUUCACUGACAGCAAGCAGGGAUCUAGGUUAGAAAUUGCAGAACUUUUCAAUAGAACAUAAGGAAUAGCUGUUUGUAGAAGACUGGGCAACUCCUGGAUAGUCGGAUUUGACUGAACUAAACCAUGCUCUUCGGGUCAUACUCCUGGCACAACACAUGAACAAGAUAGUCUUCAGUGGGUCAUCGUAUGAAAGCGGGGGUCCCCAUUCACUGCUAUGGGAAAGCAGAGCCAGGUGUCAUCCAAAACUUAAGGAAUUGUAUUUUUGGUUGUUGAGUGCAAACCUACCUUUUAUAAUGUCUGCUGUGUUAGAUUUUGACAAAUAUGUGGACCUUUUACCUGAGCAAGAUCAUCAUUUCAUAAAGAAGUCUUCUGCGGAAGCGUCACCGCGAUGGGCCACCCGGGAAGUGACAUUUUUCAGCCAUUUCAACUCUUGGAGUUAGUGUGAAAUAACGGGGAAAGCUUCCUGUAACGUAUAACACAUUGCACCGGAAUACGAGAACUGCACUGACUUGUGGGGGGAGAGCGCACGUAGAUGCAGAAUAUACUGGGUCUUCAUCUGACGAUGAAGCAACAUUUACAGCUGUCAUCGGAACUGGAUCCAUACCAAGCCGAUCUUUGUACCAGGUUGAUGUUCGUGAAUGAGGGAAUUAAAGGGGUUGUCUUACUUCAGCUAAUAGCAUUUAUUAUGGAGAGAAAGUUAAUACAAGGUACUUACUGAUGUAUUGUGAUUCUCCAUAUUGCCUCCUUUGCUGGCUGGAUUCAUUUUUGCAUCACAUGAUACGCUGCUUGUUUCCAUGCUUACGACCACCCUGCAAUCCAUCAGUGGUGGUCGUGCUUGCACACUGUAA
This is a messenger RNA of Bufo bufo (common toad), 3167 nucleotides long. It is a transcript of the gene RPRD1B, whose product is annotated as regulation of nuclear pre-mRNA domain containing 1B. The coding region runs from base 75 to 1181 and encodes 368 amino acids. NCBI's taxonomy places the organism in Eukaryota, Metazoa, Chordata, Amphibia, Anura, Bufonidae. Gene Ontology annotation, biological process: mRNA 3'-end processing. Gene Ontology annotation, molecular function: RNA polymerase II complex binding. Gene Ontology annotation, cellular component: RNA polymerase II, holoenzyme. The record is from RefSeq and is a predicted model, not a curated record. The transcript is spliced from 8 exons.